Xenia sp. Carnegie-2017 is the source of this 4448-nucleotide messenger RNA. Its product is annotated as protein timeless homolog. Bases 355 to 4275 code for a protein of 1306 amino acids. The record is from RefSeq and is a predicted model, not a curated record. Gene Ontology annotation, molecular function: DNA binding. The transcript has 42 exons. Lineage: Eukaryota; Metazoa; Cnidaria; Anthozoa; Malacalcyonacea; Xeniidae. Gene Ontology annotation, cellular component: replication fork protection complex. Gene Ontology annotation, biological process: DNA replication checkpoint signaling; replication fork arrest; DNA repair.
UUGGUCCCGUGCGCCCAUGAUAACACCGCAACUCUUUCUCUUUCUUCAUGCGAGUUAUCAGCGCUCUUAUGAGUGGUUCAUUAUUUCGUGAUGCAAGUUACUCUGGUUACACCAUUCGGAUCGGCUGCAAUCUACGGCUUACAAUUACCAUUCCCGCUGACCAUUCAUGCCACGGCACGCUUUCCGAUUUUGGCGCGGUUCGGAUUUCGAAAUAAUGCGGGAAAAAAUUUGUGGGAAAUAAGAUUCAAAAUGGAUGGCAAACCCUAAAAUGUAUUUGUAGAGUUGUUUGUAUCAUCUGUUGCUUUCUUAUCGAUCCUGGAGUGUAUUAUAUCCAUUUAUAGAUUUCAUUGAAUCAUGGUUGGGGGAGACACGGAGGAUUAUGUCAAUUCAGAAAUUGUUUGCACUCUAGCUGCCCUUGGUUAUUUGGAGGAUGGUAUUUAUUUCAAAGGAGAUGAUUGUUUAGAAUGUUUAAAAGAUUUAAUUCGCUUCUUGAGAGUGGAUGACGCCAGCUGCGAAAUCCGAAGACAGCUGGGACGUUCACAAGCUGUAGAAAAAGAUCUCAUUCCGUUGCUCAAGAGUUGUACGCAAAAAGAACAUGAUAUUUUUGAUGUUUGCAUACGGUUGCUGGUUAACCUCACACAACCCACCAUGAUUUGUUUUGGGCGCCAAGAACCAAAAAAUCUAAAGGAGAAAGAUGAGGCACAUUGGUUUAUCGAAGUUACUUCUCAUUUGCAAUCCUAUAAGGAGGCAUUUACGGAUAGAGAAGUUAUGAGUGUUAUUGGUGGAGAACUGGGGAGACUGCUUCAGCUGGAGUGGGAUAAAAGACAAGAAGAAGAUAUGCUCUUAAUCGAACGUAUUCUGUUAUUACUUCGAAAUAUUUUACAUGUUCCAGCAGACCCGAAAGCUGAAAAGAGGACUGACGAAGACGCCACAAUUCACGAUCAAGUCUUGUGGAAUUUACACGCAUGCUGCAUCGAUGAUUUCAUCAUAUACGUGGCGAGCUCUCCUGAUGAGAGUCGAUGGUGUAUGCAUGCUUUGGAGAUCAUUUCUCAUAUGAUGCGUGAGCAAAAAGCGGAUGUUGUGGCUAAGACCGCGGCUCAAAAAACACAGAAAGAGAUAGAUGAUGAUAUGAGGGAACUCGAAAUUCUUUAUGAAAGAGAGAAAGCUGCGCAGACUCGAGUCUUUCGAAAAAGCAGCAGGCAUUCAAACUUUGGCGGAACCUUUCAUGUGGAAAACAUCAAGGCUUUAAACGACGAGAACAAUUUGCUGUAUCACAAACCAUUACAACAGGCGAAAAAUUUGUCCUUUGAUUUUGGUAAAACAGCUCCAAGGAAACGCAAGGCAGAAAUGCGCGCUAGAGAACAGGAUAUCGGGCGAAAGUCUACAUUAAGUGUCAGGCUUUUCCUCAAAGAGUUUUGUGUUCAGUUUCUUGAAAACGCUUACAAUCCAUUGAUGCACACAAUAAAGGACAAUUUAAAGCAAUCAAGAACUCAGGAAAACGACGAAUCUUAUUAUCUCUGGGCUAUGAGAUUUUUUAUGGAAUUUAAUCGACACGUCCAGUUCAAUGUUGCUUACAUCAGUGAGACCCUGAAUGUACCGACAUUUCAAGAUAUUGUCGUCAUGAUUACAAGAUUCUUCGACAACUUAACGACAAUCAAGAACGAGAAGCUUGAGUGGGGCCGAAGAUUACAUCUUGGUGUGCGUGCUUACCAAGAAUUAAUACAACACAUCGCAUUGUUACAAGCAUCAAAGGAUAAUGUUCUGCGGGACAGUGCAAAAAUCAUCAAAGAAAAUAUUUUUUAUGUUCCUGAAUAUAAAGAUGUGUUCAUAGUUUUAUUGAAGAAAUUUGAUUCACGUAGUCAAACAAAAUCAUUUCUCCGAGAUUUGAUUGAAGCGUUUCAUGUAUUUCUCAAGCUUCUUGAAGGACAUUGUAAAAACAAGGGCCACGUUAUAGUUCAGAAAAAGAACAAGGUCAAGAAAAGGAAGAAGAAAGGAGUUCCUAAGCAGCAACCAGUUGUAGCCCUGACUGCUGAUCAAAAAGAAGAAAGGUGGCAAGAAUUGAGUGGAGAAUUUUCGGAAUUUCUCCAAAACCAAGAAGGAGGGCUUCCCUCGAUCGUUCAUCCUUUUGACCCGGUCUCUGACGAGCCAGAAGAAGAUCAAAAGACGAGAUGUCUAUCUAUAAUCCAGCAGCGCAUCCGUGAAAAAUUAUUUGGUGAAAGUCUUGCUUUUCUUCGAGCUGCCAGAGAAAUUUGGACUAACGACUUGUUUGGUAAAAACGAAAUGGAGCCGGAAGAAGAAUUCAUGUGUUUUUACGAUAUUUUCCGCUUGGAUCUUCCAGUUAUUAAUAAUCGUGUUGAAGAAAUGCCAGAAACCGCUGAACAAGAAGAUGAAUUGACGGAUCCAGAGGCGGAAGAGCUUCAAGCUGUUCAAGUAAAAGAAAUUGAAUUUCAAUUGGCAGAUUUUUUAAAACAACUUGCCUCUCCACUGGUCAUUAAACCGUACUGCUGGCUCUUGGCUUGUUAUGAAGAAAACAGUUAUCAAAUGAAUCAUUACAUUGUGAAGAUGCUUCAUCGCGUUGCCGUCGAUUUGAAACUGCACGCAAUGUUAUUUCAACUUUCUUUGUUUAUGACAUUUAAGAAAGUCUUCAAUGAUCCUGCUUCCAGCAAGUAUAAGGAACUGGUAAAAUUUUCCAAGUACAUCCUGACGAAGUUUUUCGAAUUGCUUCCAAAUAAUCCAACACUCUGCGCUGAACUCUUAUUUUGGAAAUCAUCACUGGAAUGUUACGGAAUUACCGAAGGUUUUGACAACCUGCAGCUAAGAGCUUUGAAGAGAUCUAGUCAUUCAUGGACGUUUGAGGAAGAGGAAGAAUUGAAACAGUUAUACAACGAAUUUAAGGACUCGGAAGAUUUAGUCGAAAAAAUUCUCCAAAGUAUCAAUAACGAAUUCAGAUCCAGGCGCCAGGUUGUUGGGAAACUUAUUACACUUGGCCUGGUUGAAAAUCGAGAAAUUUUAAAAAAGAAACCAGGUAACAAGAAUUCGUGGUCAGAUGAUGAACAAAACGAACUCCGACACUUGUUCGAAGAGUUUAAAGACACCGAAGAUGUUGUGAACGGAAUACUUAUGGCCUUGAGUAAUAAAAGAAGAACAAGAAGACAGGUUGUCAAUCAGCUGGUUAAGUUGGAGAUUGUUCAAGAUCGCAGCAUACUUCAGAAAAAGAAAUCUAAGAAAUGGAGAAAACAGACAAACGCAGAGUACCCGGAAGAAAAUGGCAAUAGUGGAAAAAUAGAUGAAGAUGAGGAUGAUGAAUCUGAAGAUAUAGCGACAUCAGACGAAUCAUCUCAUGAUGGUGAAGAUAAGUCAGAUUUGGAGUCUGAUGAUGAAACGACUGGAUCUGACUUCAUAUCUUUGUUGGCUGAUGUGAAAAAUUCCGAGCACUCUGAACAGUUGGAAUGGAUUAAGAACAAGUUAAAUGGAGUUGCGGAUGACCGAUUUGAAGAUGACGAUUGGCAACCUUUGCCUCUUGUGACCAUCACAGAAGAAAGUGAACUCGCAUUACGAAAUAAAUCGUUUCAAAAGCUUCUCAAGGAAAUUGGAUUGGUUCCCCCUGCCGACGAACAAGAAAAAUAUUGGCGUAUCCCAAGUAACCUAUCGCCUGGACAUUUGCGAAAAGCAGCUACUGAACUUGAUAUGGAUCUGCCAGAGUUGCCCAAUUUUGCUAAUUUCGAGACACAAAAGACAAAGCCGCAUCCAAAGAGACAAAAACUAGCUGCGUUAGCUGCGAGUAUUACGUCAUCAAGCAAGAGGGAAAAAAGAGCUAUGAAAAGGCGCGAAAAAGUAACUGAUGAGAUAAAUGCUGUGUCGGUGGAGAGCGUGGAUGUGCAACGAGACGAAGAGUCAACAGAGGACAAGAGUGAAUUUGAUGUCAUCGAAAAUGCAAUUGAGAAAGCAGUGCGAUUGAAGAAGAUCCCCAAACGAAAAAGAAUUCGAGUCGAAGAUAGUGAUGAAAGUGACGAUGAUGCCUUGCGCAUUCAUGGCGAGAAAAACCAUAAUCAUAAUGAAGAUGAUAAUAUUGAGGACGACACCAUACUAACCCUAAGACGAGCGGAAGAUGAAGAUGACGUCAUGAAUGUUGGUAUAAAGAGAAAUCGAAGUCUCGAUCAUGAUGAAAACGAUGAUGAAACUAGCGACGAGGAUGAGCUAGAAAUGCCUUUAGUUCGUGUAAAAAGAGCAAGAAAAGUUGUUUUUGAUGAUGGCGAUGACGACGACGAUGACUAGUUGAUGAAAACAAACGUACGUUCACAUUAAACUGCGUUUCAGCAUUUGAGUUACAUUUAUUUGAGUUUUCAAAGAUAUUUCUAAUAUGACUAGGUUUUGUUCGCGUGCUAGCUACAUCACGGGGGCGCUGAUUUAUUUUUGCGUAUGUUUGUUAAUAAAAAAGUUCAACAAAA